UCAGCUUCUUCUUCUUCUUCUUCACAUCUCACAGCUUCUUGAUAAUUUGAAAGGUUUUAACCAAAAUUAGACAACUUUGAUCAUUUUUUUUUUUGUGUUGAGUGAGACGAAAAGAGUCUAAUCCAAUCAAUGGGUUGUGUAGUACCCAGAAUUGAAUUUGGUUGUUCAAGCCUUACUCUUUCAUGGAACUUAAGAAGAGCAUGGAAUUUGGGAAGAGUGACAACAGUCUCACAAUUUCAGAAACUUCCUUAUCCUUUGGUAUCUUCUACUCGAAAACAUUACAAGAACCGUUUGCUCUUGAAAAGAUUUUUAGUUGGCGUCGGCACAGAGGAAUCAUCUUUGUCAGAAGAUUCACUCAACGAGUCUCUUUCUAGACCUCUCACUAGUGAGGAGUUGAAGUCACUGCUCAUUGAUGCAGAGAGAUCGAAGCUUGUUAAAAAAUUGAGUGAAGCUAAUCAACAGAAUCGUUUUCUCAAGCGCCAGCUUAAAACACACGAGGAUGAAAUAAAUAAAAUCAAAAGUGACCUUGCGAUUAUGGAGUUCCAAGUUCAGGCUUUGGUCAAACUGGCGGAAGAAGUAGCAAACCUUGGUAUACCAGUAGGUUCUAGAAAAAUCAGUGGAAAGUACAUUCAGUCACACCUUCUCUCUCGUUUAGACGCUGUUCAAAAAAAGUUGAAGGAACAAGUAAAAGAUGUCGAGGCUGCACAGACGAAAGAGGUUCACGUGUUCUGGAUUGGCAUGGCAGAGAGUGUACAAGUAAUGGGAUCGUUUGAUGGAUGGAGUCAACGUGAGGAUCUAUCGCCUGAGUACUCAGCUUUAUUCACCAAAUUCUCCACCACAUUAUACCUUCGUCCUGGGCGGUACGAGAUAAAGUUCUUAGUAGAUGGAGAAUGGCAGAUCUCACCUGAGUUUCCUACUUCGGGAGAAGGGAUGAUGGAGAACAAUGUCUUAGUGGUGGAAUAGCUACUCAUCUUUCUGCAUCACACAUUUAGAUAUAAAACCAAAUCCUGUUCUAGACCCAAUGCAAUUACCAAAAAUGAGUGAGCGAGUGUUUGCUCCAUUUUCAUAAGUGAAGAAUAGAGACUGGUGAAGAGACAUUGCAAGAAACUAGGAUAAAACCUGGUUUUUGAUGAACAUUUUGAGGAAGUAAUCAGAUAUAAUUGCCAAAAAUUGAUGAGACUUUGUGAUUUUUACUUGCAAUAACAUGAGGCCAAAAUUUGUAUUUUAUUAUUACUGCAAUGUACAAAUUUGUCAAUAUGUCAACAAGGGAAGAGGCAAAAGGAGGGAUCUAAAUGUAACCUUCUAUUCACAAAGUUAAUCUUGGCCAACUUA
Messenger RNA from Camelina sativa (false flax), 1332 nucleotides. RefSeq names its product protein PTST, chloroplastic-like. Lineage: Eukaryota; Viridiplantae; Streptophyta; Magnoliopsida; Brassicales; Brassicaceae. The record is from RefSeq and is a predicted model, not a curated record.